Molecule: messenger RNA, 5773 nt
Organism: Toxorhynchites rutilus septentrionalis
Lineage: Eukaryota; Metazoa; Arthropoda; Insecta; Diptera; Culicidae
Gene: Cdk12
Product: cyclin-dependent kinase 12
Exons: 8
Coding region: 1025-5086 (1353 amino acids)
Biological process (GO): transcription elongation by RNA polymerase II; protein phosphorylation; positive regulation of transcription elongation by RNA polymerase II
Cellular component (GO): cyclin/CDK positive transcription elongation factor complex; nucleus
Molecular function (GO): cyclin binding; ATP binding; RNA polymerase II CTD heptapeptide repeat kinase activity
Source: RefSeq, a predicted model, not a curated record
CUAGCUGUCUUAGCGCCAUAUUGAUCUGACCGCUGCUUCAUUCAUAUUGUAACCUUUCAACACCACGACACGAGCAGCAACGGCAACGACGACGAACACGAUCUCAUCGUAAUCGUCUGUCGUUCUCCUCGCAGAACGAAGAAAAAAUUAUCUUCUGAAUUUUCUGAUGAAAUUUUCGCUAACUUUUCUCGUUCGAAACCAAUUGAAAAAUGCCUGUAUGAAUAGCGCCAGUCGCGAACAUUAGAUUAAAUGUAGAAUUUUUACUUUUGGGCCCCGUCUAAGUGGGGUAAAAUCAUUUUGUAAAGUGGAAAUUUUUCUGCUUGGAUCAAACCAACAGCAGCCCGAGCGAGCCAUCACGGGAACACUCUGGAAGACAUUUCGCAGGAAAGGAAACGAGAGUGCGUGUUGAUUUCGCAGUUAUUACGUGUGGAAUUAAGGAGCCUCCGGAUUGCUACGGUACGGAACAGUGCGGGAUGUGUACCAAGAUUUGCCAGUGCGUGAGUGUGUGGGAAAACAGUAAAAGCAGUGAGUGAUUGUACUUCCGGAAAGUGGACCGACGCAACUUUACAUUAUAGCAACGGUACGAAAAAAAUAACAGUGUUGCAUAUGAAAAAAAGGAUUGUGUGCGGAGAAUGGUGACAGGCAGAAACGUCAGUUACAGCAAAUGUUCCGGCGCUUCGCAAAUAAAGAAUCAUGUUGUAACACUCAAGGAAACGCAUUCGUGUGGCUAACUGCAGCUAACAGUGAUGUGAGAUACACACAUACAAACAUAACAAUACAGGGGGCCCGAUGGAGAGGACGAGUUCAAACAAAACAAUAGUGCAAGUGACAACGACACACAACAUGACCGUAUGCGUAGCAUAGUGUGCUCGUACUAAUAUUAGCUAUUAAUAUUCACUCAAAAUCGAUUAUAUCAGAUCAUACAAGUGUAAUUUAAUUACCAAAGUAGUUUAGUGCAAACCAAGAAUAAAAAUCAUUCUAAGUGCAAAGCGAAUCCUCGCUCUAGUCCUCGUUUCGAAACAGUAUGGACCGGGAGCGGGAACGCGAUCGUGAACGAGAACGGAGUCCAAAGCGCUCCAAGCAUGUGAAGAAACGUUCGAAAAAGAGUAAAAAAUCCAAGAAGCGGAGACAUGCUUCCAGUGACGAGGAACAGUCAUCGUCGGAUGAGCGGCGGAGCAGUACUCAUCGUAAAAGCUCCGUUGAUUUCGGACGUGGGGGAACCGGGAAUGGCGGUAGUCAUGGGUCAUCGAAGGGAGUAGUCGAGUAUUCCGAUGUAAGUUCGGAUGAUUUCUCUGCACCGGAAGCGGGCGAGAUUGAAACCGAUGGCAGUGUCUCACCCUUCGCCGCCGCCGGCAAUGAAUCUAGCAGUAAUUUCGGUAAAACUAUCAGUAAAAGUGAGAAGAGUGCAGCGGCGACAGUUAAAUUGUACAGUAAAAAUUCUACUAAAAUUCAGCAUGAUCGAAUGGUGAGUGGUUCUUCCUCGCUUCCUUGUUCGUCGUCGGCAGCAGCAAUCGAAACCAGUGGGGCGAUAUGCUCCGCGACUACGGAGGUUUCGACGCUGACUGAGAUUGUUUCCCAAGGUGGUACUCCGACCGGUUCUGUUACCAUAACGGAGAGUGGGCGAAGGGUCAGCAUCACUGCCACGUCACCAAUUAGCCAAUCGUCCCAAUCGCAUUCUUCCCGGUCGAAACGUAAAAACUCUAUAUCAUCCGAUACUUCCUCUAUGAAACAGGGCUCCAAGCGGCACCACCAUCAUCAUCACCUGGAACCUCCGGCCUCACCAAUCGAAGAGCAGGAGCCCGAACUCGACGAACAGGAGCUAAUGGACGAGGAACUCGUCGAGGAAGAGGAGUACGAGAUCGUGGAGGAAGAGGAGGAGGAGGAAGAUGAAGAAGAGGAAAUGGUUGGCCGUAAGCGGAAGAAGAGUAAGAAAGAUAAGAAGCACAAAAAGAACAAGAAAUCAAAGAAGCGAAAGAAAAAACGAGCGAAAUCGAUUUCAAGUGUCGAAACUAUUUCGGAGAGUGAAGACUCGCUGCUCGAGUGUAUGGAAUCGCUGACACCCCCGCUCAAAGCCACACCGGAGUAUGAGAAAACGUAUACGCCCAUACGGAACGAAGAAAGCCUGACGCCACUAUCACCCGCUACUCCCCCCAUUCGACCGUCGAGCCGGUCGGUGAACAGUCCCUACGGAGAAGCACCUCGCGGACGAAGUCCUCACCCGGGGAACCGAGGACCACAUACCCGCAAGCUGUACCAAUCGACUUCAUCUCCUCACACCCCGCCAGUCGUUAUCAAAAAGGGUUUAUCAUACCAGCAGCCGCAGCAAACGCCACUCCUACAGCAUGUUAGCCCCAUAGCGAUUAGUGACAGUCCAACGCCACGCGGCGCUGGUGGACGCUAUCGCCGGAGUCAGACCCCACCUCGACAUGGGCCGAGCUGGGAUUCACGCCGAAGCGUAAGCCCAAAUGGUCGUCACAAACCCUACUCUCCCCCACCAGCAAAACGUCGGAGGGAUCGUUCACCUCCGGAGAAGGAUUACUAUCGGAAGGACAAACGUUACACUGGAAGACGAGAACCAGAAUGGAAUCAACACGAUCGGAGAGGUGAUCUUCCCCCCAGAAGGUAUACGAGGAGUCCCAGUCCGAUCAGUAGUCAUCGCCGAAGACGAACGCCAUCACCCAUGAAGUCGUCACGAGCACGCAAAAGCUACUACAACAGUCCCUCGCCGAGUCGAAGUCGGAGUCGAGCCCAUUCGAGGCAUCACUCGAGAAGUCCCCGCCGCUCGUCUCCGGCGAAUCGGCGGUAUUCGAGUGACAGCCGAUCACGAUCACCGACGGAUUUGUCGUCGGCGAAAAAGCUCGACAUGAAAAAUAAAAUUACCGACACUAGUUUCUUCGCCGAACUGAUCAAAGACAAACACAAAAGGAUGAAAACGCUGAAGGAGAUCCUGGAGAAGAAAGAAGGCCAGGAGGGAGCAGCAUCGAACGCGACGGCAAUCGUCAGCGAAAAUAGUUUAUCAAACGAUUGCGUCAUAACGGCGACCGAUGGUAGCAAUGCAGCUAAUUCCAACGGUCUGAAGGACGUAAGCAUUACGGACAUUCCGAUGCCAGAUCAAACCGAUAGCUCAUCUCGUUUGCCACAGUCUGUCCAAAAGGACACUACUUUGGAUGCGCCACCCGGGGGCGGAGGUUCUGCCGCUGACGAUGGUUCAAACAAGGACUCACGAAUACCUGUGAUAUUGAAUAGUACGAGCAGCGAAAGUAUCAAUCAACAAAGUGCCAGUCAACCGACCGAGUCCACGACAACGAUGACGAUGACGACGACGACGACUACAUCCACCACAGGGACCGAAUCAACGUCAUCGUCAGUACUCAGCAAACCAAAAAGUCUCACAAAUCUGCCGAUGCCCCCGGGGGUGAAUGUGGCGGAACUGGAAGGUGCUCAAACGCCGAGUCCUCCUCGGCAGAUUAGUCCGGUUGCCGGAGCGCAGAUGAAAAUAAUGCCGAUACCAACGCUCACUACCACGGGGGCAAUCACGACGCCAAACCUCAACAAUAACAAUAGCCAUCAGCAGCAGCAGCAUCAUCAUCAUCAGCACAAAAGUUGUAGUAGCGGUUCGGGUAAGCGCAGCAGUGGCGGAGAGCACAAAACGCCUUCAGCAGCAGCAGCAGCAGGCACGUCUAGUUCCACGACUACGAGUAAAAAAGGUGUACUCAAUUUGCCGAUGCCACCGAUGGUACCUGGUUCGGAAGAUCUAAGUGGAGACGAAGACAUUGGGUCACCACCGCCGGCAUCGGAUACCCCCACGAAGAAGUCAAGUAGCAGCAGUAAGUACAGUAAAUCUAGCAGUGGCAGUAAGAAACCCAAAGGACGCCCACGGAUAUUGAAUAGGCGAUUUUCGCGUAAUAUGCUUGGGCCGAUGUCGGCUUCCGGUGGAAAGGAUUGGGGCGAACGGUGCGUCGAUGUGUUCGAUAUGAUCGAACAGAUUGGCGAGGGAACGUAUGGACAGGUGUACAAAGCUCGGGAUCAGCAGACAAACGAACUGGUGGCUCUGAAGAAGGUCCGUUUGGAGCACGAGAAGGAGGGCUUCCCGAUUACGGCUGUGCGAGAGAUCAAAAUAUUGCGUCAACUGAAUCACAAGAACAUCGUCAAUCUGCGGGAAAUUGUGACCGACAAGCAGGACGCACUCGAGUUCCGCAAGGACAAGGGCUCGUUUUAUUUGGUGUUCGAGUACAUGGAUCACGAUCUGAUGGGACUUCUCGAGUCCGGUAUGGUAGAUUUCAACGAGCAGAACAACGCCAGCAUCAUGCGGCAACUGCUGGAUGGGCUGAACUAUUGCCACAGGAAGAACUUCCUCCACAGGGAUAUCAAAUGUUCCAACAUUUUGAUGAACAAUAAGGGAGAAGUAAAACUUGCGGAUUUUGGUCUCGCACGAUUAUACAACGCGGACAAUCGUGAACGACCGUACACGAACAAGGUCAUUACGCUGUGGUACCGACCUCCGGAAUUGUUGCUGGGUGAAGAACGCUACGGACCAUCGAUAGACGUUUGGAGCUGCGGCUGUAUAUUGGGAGAGUUGUUUCUCAAGAAGCCACUGUUUCAAGCAAACCAGGAACCCGCCCAAUUGGAGAUGAUUUCACGGCUGUGUGGCACCCCAACACCAGCGGUAUGGCCGAACGUCAUCAAGCUACCGCUGUUCCACACGCUCAAAGCGAAAAAACAGUACCGUCGGAAGAUCAGGGAAGAUUUUGUCUUUCUACCCGCAUCCUGCCUAGAGUUGUUGGAUAAAAUGCUCGAACUGGAUCCCGACAAGCGGAUAACAGCCGAGGCGGCACUUAAUUCCGCCUGGCUCAAAAAUGUCGUACCCGAUCAGCUACCACCACCAAAGCUGCCAACAUGGCAGGACUGUCACGAGCUGUGGAGUAAGAAGCGACGGAGACAGCUUCGCGAGCAGCAGGAAUCCGCCGCUAACUUACCACCCGGCAAGCCAGCGUUAGGCAAACCGACCGCCAGUGCGGCGGGGGCAAUACGGGCGACGGUCCCCGUUCAGUCCAAUGCGGCGGGCGGCGGGGCAGAAUUAGGCUAAACUAGGUGUAGAUAGCCACAAUUGGAUUAACUCGCAAUUUCAUUGGGAGCAGACCCCGGGUUCAGCUAGCAAUAUUAUCAAUGCUGACAAUAAAGUGCCGCUGGCGGAAGUUGAGGGUGACCCUCCCCUGUUCGGGAAUCUUUCCUGACCCAGCAAAAACAAAAAAGAAGGAAUCCAGCAAAUAUUUUGUUUCGUUUAACUUUUCUUCGAGCUGAGAAUUCACACCAGCUAGCAAACAAAUCAACAAAACGAGAUAUGUGGUGUGUUGAAUGCUAGAAUAUUGAAUGCCGGGUGGUUGUUCCAUGCUCGAUGAAUCCAAAAACACCAGCUGCGCGAAUGCUGGCUAUGGUUUGUCUUUCGUGGCAGGAAAAGUGAACAUUGGACUUAAACAGUGCGCAUACUGUGUAUUUUCUAUUACUAUGAAUGGGAUAGGAAGUGUGAACGAUAGAUUAAUAGUGUAUAGUAAUAAAAGUUAGUAGAAAAGCUGUACUAAUUGUAAGUAUAAUGAAAAUGAUGAAGAGACAAAAUGAAUAUGAUGUGAAAGAGAACUGAGCUAGUGAGUGUGGGCAAAAAACCAUUGCGCGAGAAAAAAAACAGAUGACCAUCCUCAUCUCUGUAAAUUUGUUAUCGAUUGAUGAUGAGCUUAUAUUAAAUAAACCUCCCUUCUUUCUAUUUGUUUUCCUGGAA